CCUGGGACCUCCCUGCUUCCCUCCACUCCUCCUCCAGACCGUCACCUAACUUCCGGCCUCUCCCCCCUCUCUCUCCCUCUCUAUCCAUCUCGCCUUCAUUCCCAGGGACAAGUUAACCGGUCCGGUGUCAGUGUGGAAAUCCUCCGGUUGGGAUUUGGACUCCGUUUUGCUGGAUUAGGAAGCACGGUGUGCAUCCGUUUUGCUUUGCGGCUCCGCCCGGUGUCCGGUGCGGACUGACUGCUCAGAUCUGAGAGUUUUAUUGGAUUGACCGACAGCGGCGGGAGAGGACUGGUCUUACCCCACACACAGGACAAAGAAAACGGGGGGAAUUUACGGAAAAAAAGAUAAGAGUGGACGAAGAGAGGAAUAAAAAUGGAUAACUGCCUCCUCACACUCGUAUUUGGUUUAUUAAUGCUAGGUGGGUGCCUGGCCCGGGUGGUGACUGUGUCUCCUGGUCCUUUAAUCCGGGUGGAGGGUCAGCCGGUCUCCAUCAGAUGUGAUGUCAAUGAUUAUGGGGGACCUCGUGAGCAGGAUUUUGAGUGGAUGAUGUCCAGGGAGCCGAAAGGGCUGAGGAUAAAGAUAAUCUCCACCUUUGAUGCCAGCUACUCCCACGCGUCACUCAGCAAGCGCGUCGCAUCUGGCGACAUCUCGGUGGUGCGGCUCGAGGACAACGAGGUGGAGCUGAAGAUAGCGGAGGUGAAGUCGCAGGACGCCGGUUUCUACUGGUGUCAAACGCCAAGUACCGACUCCGUUAUCAGUGGCAACUAUGAGGCUCAGGUCCAACUCACUGUCAUCCCCAACACCCUCAGGGUCUCCUCCCAGACCCCGCCCCCAGUCGUCCCAGAAGGAAGUGACAUCACGCUCUCCUGCAACGUCACCCGAGAACUCACCCACCCCACCUACCUGUCCGUCACCUGGUCGGUGAAAAGGGGAACAUCAUCAGAGGAAAUUUUGACAUUUGGCCCUCAGGGAGAUGUGGUCGCGGGGCCGAAGUUCGCCCGCCGCUACGCUGAAGGUGGCAUCCGAUUGGUUCCUGGAAGAAAUGGAUUGUUUGAAUUGGUGAUUACCAGAGUGACGUCGUCUGACGAAGGGAUUUAUGAAUGCAACGGAACGGAAUGGACGCAUGAAAAUGGAGGGAAAUGGAUAAAAAUCGUGGAGAGCACAAGAGAGAUGGGAACUGUUGCUGUUACUCCUACAGGUCAGUCCCUCAGUGUGAAGGCUUCAUCCUCCUCCUCCUCCUCCUCCCCCUCCUCCACGUCUCUGCUCCUCUCCCCCGGUAACACGCUGACCCUCCUCUGCUCCGUCGCCGCCGACAACCUGCCCGCCCUCGCCCUGGAAGUGACCUGGCUGGCCGACGGCCGUGAUAUCAUCACCAUGGAGCGCAGCGGGGUGGUGAUCUCGAACACGUCCUCGAGCGGAGCGCAAGGAAAGCGAGGGGAGGCGAGCCUGGAGCGAACAGGAGCUGGAGAGUACAGGCUGGGGGUGAGAGGGGUGAGGGGGGAGGACGGAGGCGUUUACACCUGCCGUAUCCGAGCCUUCAUCGAGAAAGGAGGAAGGAGGUGGCACAUGGCAGCCGAGAAAAUGUCCAGCCCUGUGACUGUGAAGGUGUUGCAGAUUAACCCGAGCUUCACGCUGACCCUUGAACACAUCCUGAACCCCCAGAUGACAGCUGAACCCACAGAGCUGGCAUGUCAUGUGACCAACAUUACCCAUCUACCCCCGGGCGGCCGACUGGGUGUCACCUGGGAGCACACCACACUUCCUGGUAUAGGGGAUGAUCCUCAGACCUCACAUCCCAUUGGCUCCCUGGAUGGCCAUGGCAACCUGUUGCCGGAAUCGAUGUAUUCUGACAGACUGAAGAGCGGCCUGUUGUCUCUGACCAGAGUCCAGCCCAACACAUUCAAACUGCGAUUCCUCCGCACACAGGAGAUCGACAUGGGCCAAUACGUUUGCACUGUGUCUGCUUGGAGUGUUAACAGCCAGGGCGACAUGGUGAAGACCGCUGAGCACCAGAGCUCGCCGCUGACCGUGCGAUGGGCCACCAAACGUCCCUCUCUAAACGUCGUAGCCAAGGUCACCCGCGAAGCCUCAGUGGGCGGGGCUACCUUUGAGAUGAGCUGCACUGUGGCCACUGAGAACCUUGGGGAGGCGGGCUACUCGGUGCUCAUCCAAUCACAGGAAAGCCUGGUGAGCAAUGUGAAAACCAUCAUGACUCUCAGCCCUGACAACGUCCUGCAGCACGGAGGAGCCACAGACCCCAACAGGAGAGACAGUCUGGUUCUGACAAAGUCUGGUCCUGCCGAGUUUCGGUUUCGCCUGGCGGGGGUCCAGUUGUCUGACAGAGGGUUCUACUGGUGCGACAUCACCGCCUGGACAAAACAGCAGCCAGGACAAACUUGGACCAGAGCCACCAGCGCAGAGUCUAACAAAGUCAAGAUCGACUUUCAAGAAAAUGGCCCGUCCUUCUCCAUCACCAUCCAGUCAGACGCCAGCAGUGUUUAUCCGUGGGAAACGGCCAAGUUGAAGUGUUCGCUCAGUGUCUCUGGAUCCUCGCCAAAGACUGACGACCUGGCAUAUGAGGUGCGUUGGUUUUUCACCAGGCUGCGUGGUGGAGAGACGACAACCCAGGUGGCCAGCGUCGACCGCUUCGGCGUUGUGAAGAAAGACACUCGUAACUCAUCCAGUGACAUUUCCGUAGAGCGCAAAGACACACACACCUACAUGUUGAACAUUCAUGGCACUCAGGACAGCGACAGCGGUGAGUAUCACUGUGUUGCCACUCCCUGGUACCUGUCGGCCUCAACAGGAGCCUGGACUCAAGCUGGAGAGCUGACGUCAUCUCGAGUCUUCCUUACCGUCCGAUUUGCUGUGUGGGAGUCCCUACAGUUACCUCUCUUGUAUGGUGUAGUAGCCUCAAUAGGUGUGGGCCUCUUCUCUCUGGUCCUGGGUCUGGUCUGUGCCCAGUGCUGCUGCCGCAACACCACACACACUCCACGCUCCCGCAACAAACUGAUAGACCUGGAGAUGGACUGACAAACACUUUCCUCCGCACCCACACACUGCAGCGCUCACAGGAAACAUCACACACACAACAGACACACUCCCAUAGACGAUUUCUGGGACACCCAGUUGUUUCCAGGCGACGGACGUUGGGAGUAAAACGACACAUCGCUGUGGAUAUAGAAGCUUGGCUGAUCAAUCGCAGUGCUUUAAGAGGUGCUCAGGAUCUUUCAGCUCUGCAGUGGAGGAGCAGGGGACUUUUACAAGCACCGAUGGGGAAAUAGCCUUUGAGACUUCAAUUUCUAUGAAGAUCCAUUAAAAUCUGUGGCGCUUCCAGUGAUUUUUACACAGAUAUAUUUGCUCUCUGUUAAGACCAUAGCACAACAAGAAACUCUGACGAAUCCAGAGACAUCACUGCCACUUGGGAAUAAAGGAUCACCAAACAGAUCUGCUGCCUCUGUAACCACUAGGGAUAACAAAUGAAGCGCUCAGGCUGGACUUCAUGUUUUUUUUUUUCUUCUUCUGAUGCCAAGGCUCCCUGCAAAGUACAACCACUUCCUGAUAGUAAAUGAGUCUCUCAAAGUAACGACACACCAGCGUACCCCAUUGGAUUUUCUUUUUUGAGGAAGCACAGAAAAUUCAAAGGGUGGUUGGGGUUGGAGAGACGGAAGUGGCAUUUCAUUUAUGUAUCUGCACCUUGACAUAUCCCCCUGUUAAGUCACACGGCUAAAGUUAUUUUGUAUUUGCAGAGACUGGCGCUUUAGGCAGCCUGAGCCUUACUUCUGUCACGGAGGAGGUCAUGGAGUAAACGUCACGUUCAUAUGGGCAGCAGAAGUCCUAGAAAACGAAAGUGCUCUGCGUGCUUUCCACACGAGAGGUAUUGCACUAGAACUACCACCCCAGAGUAUUCCUACCUUAACAAAAGGACAGUAUUUACCUUUAUUCUCAACUCUAGUUUUAUGAAAAUUGAGAGAUUUUAAAAUGUUAGACAUUUUUAAGCUUUACAAGGAGAUAUGCAUUUAGUGUGUUUGUGUGUGAGAUAUACUGUAUGUGGUGCCAAUAUUUGAACUAACGGAGGUGUGCUUGGUUCAUAUUGCUAGAUCAACACUUGAACAGCCACUAACAGUGGUGACAGCAAGCACUCUUCUUUUAUAAAUAUUCAGAAAUGUAUCCAGCUGUUCUUUUGCCCGAGUCUCCUGUGUGUGUUAGUGUGUGAGUGCUGUGCUACAGUAUGUGAGACAAAGAGUUGCAUGUACUGUUUUAUAAUGACAGACUGGUCAUUCAUGAGCAACACAAACUUUUUCCAGGGUUACAUUUUGAUGACAUCAAUGUCUCUUACAUCCAGAUUUUUAAACCUAGCUGUCACUCCACUAAUCUAGACUCUCAUUUGUUCAAACGGUGAGCAACAUGACUCUGUUAUAACACAGUACGGGUGGUUUACAGCUGUUUGCAGAGUUUUGAACAGGAAACUCGUGCAUGUUCCUCAGUUUCAGUUUUGCUUUUUAAAGGAAUAGAGAAACAUUUUGGGAAAUACGUUUAUUCGCUUCCUUUCCAAGAGGGAGACGAGAAGAUCGAUAUCAAUCUCAUGUCUGUGCAUUAAGUACGGAGCUAGAAUCAGGAUGUUGUUAGCCUAGCUUAGCAUAAAGACAGGAAGUAGAGGGAAGUAGCUAGCCUAGCUCUGUCCAAAGUGAAUGUAAACACCCACCAGCACCUCUUAAGCUCACUAUUUAACACAUUGUAGGUUGUUUGUUUAAUCCGUACUCAAGCAGAAAUGUAAAAAGGAAAUUUUUUUGUUUGAGGGGAUGUUACAUGCUCUAACAGUUUCUUGGCAGGGCGGAUGGAUUAACUGUUCGCCAAAACACCUCCUAAAACCACAAAUAGUUUUUACAUUACUGUUUGUGUACAGAUUAAACACACAAGAUACAAUGUGUUAAUUAGUGAGCGGUAAAUAGAGGUGCUGGUAGGCAUUUUUAGGAAUUUUGGACAGAGCCAGGCUAGCUCCUUCCAGUCUUACUACUAAGCUAAGCUAACCAUGUCCUGACUCCAGUUUCGUACAUGAAAUUGAUAUCGAUCUUCUCGUCUAAUUCUUAAAAAGAAAGCAAAUAAGCUUAUUUCCCCAAAUGCUUAACUAUUCCUUUAAACAUCACAUGACUUUAAUGAGUUUAAGGGGCAGUCUAACGUUUUGGGAAAUACUCUUGUUUGCCGUCUUACCCAGACUCAGAUGAGAAGAUUGCACUCAGUUCCACCUCUGCGUCCAGUACAGAGAGUUGAGACGUGGUUAGCCUAGCCUAGCUUAGCUUAACGCAAAGGCUGGAAGCAGGGGGAAACUGCUAUCCUAGCUCCAUCAGAAAUGAAACAUUUAGCCUUGAAAUAACUUUAUUUACACAUUUUUACUAAAGCCACCAGUACAUCCAAGAACCCCAGUUGAAAUUGUUGGCAGGCAUGUUCUGUCACUUUUGGUUUAACUAGGCUAGCAGUUACCAGUUUGAAGAUAGACUAAACACGUCCCAGACCUAUUGCUGGCAAGCAUACUGUAUUUCUCAAAAUGUCAAACUGUUCAUUCGCUAACUAGUAAGGAAGGUAAUCAGAAAACUGUCAGUAAAGUGGUUUCAGAGAUUUCAACUCUGAUACAGCCCUUUUCCAAAUCAUUUCGAGAUGUUUCAUCUUUACUCUUUCAGAGAAAAGUUGUAGGAAUCUGUUAAGUUUACUUUUACCUAACAGCCAAAACUGAAAAUCAGAUCUGUAGAACAAAUACAAAGCGAAAUCUGCCGUUACCAGCUGAUUAAGAAGGUCAGCAGUGCCCAACAAUUAUCAGCUGUUGAGUCUCUGUGGUGUUUUUAUUGCAAAUGAAUGAACUGUUGCAUCAUGUUGACUGCUGUGUGAACGCACACUCACAGUUCCAGCAACAAGUAAGGAAGUUUCUGUCCAAACCCAGCAGGAUCUUACUACAAACCUAACAGGUUUGUAGUAAGAUGUUCCCGGCUGUGUUUCCUCCUCAACCAACUGGGCUUGGAUAGGGCUUUGUUUGAUGUUUUAAAUGGUUUUUAGCAACUAUCAGAACUUUAUGAGCAAUAUCAGGCUGUAGUCAGGUCACAGCUCAUGUAAAGCUGUAAUCAUUACAUAGUUUUCACCCUCAGUCGGAGCUAAAACACACAACAUUAAGAUUAGUUUAAAACAAGAAGGUUGUUUCCUGAUUGGAUGUUACAUAUUCAAACAAUGCAUCUAUCGCCCACUCAGCUUUGACUUUGUGGCCUUAAAUGCGGCCUGGUCAGGCAGCCAGUACAGAAAUUUAACUAUUAUCCAAUCAGAAAACAAUGCCCAAAUCCAGAAAUAUCUCUGACUGAUGAUACUCAAUGGGUUUAUUUCAUAGUUGCACAAAUGUACAACACCAUCGGCUACUGGAAACACCAAGACAAACCUGUACAAUUUUUAUUAAUUUUUUUUGGCCCAACUGAGCGCUUCAGAAGGGUUUAGAAUAGCAGCACUCGUCUGACACACAAAAUUAAACCUUUUGAACCAAAUUUGGUCUGAAUGCAGUUAGUUAAGUUUCAUCCGGCAAACGAAAAACUUAGAAAUAUGACGUUCCUAUUGGACAGUGCUACUAUUCUAUUUUCUAGAGUUAGGGCCACUAAGCGGUUCAGCUGAAAAUCCAUUUGAGAAAUAUUCAAAUAUACAAUAUGUGUGUUUUGGCUUGAUUGAUGGUGACAGUUACUUCAGAAAGUUCCAAUAAGGCUCCAUGUUUGUGGAGGUGUGUGUGCCUCUCUGUGAUAGUGCUGUUGCAGUAUUCAAAAUAGGUUUUACCACUAUCAUUGACACACACACACACACACACACACACACAUUCACUGUACUUAAGCACACAGGUGAAUAAUAGGGCUCUGUGCCAAAUGCUCUUAACCGUAAACAACACACACACACGUUCGUAGCAUUGAUACACACCAUUGAAUAUGUCACUGCAAGGCUUCCCCAGUGUCCUUUUUAUUUUGUCAUUUUAUUGCAAUGAGUACGAUGAAUCAUGAUGAUGUUUUUUAAAUAAAUUGAUUUGUAAGAUGUAUUCAUUUUGUAAAUGACUUUAUAUGUUCUGAUUUUACUGUGGGUUUUUUGUUUGUUUUUUUGCGAUGAAGGUGAGUUGCAGUUUUUGAUAUUAUACCAACAAGCAGAAGCCAGUGUCCCAGUGAUCUCCGUGUGUGCUGCUUUAUCUUGAAAAUGCUUUUCAAUUACUGCUCAGACAAACUAACAGAGACUGUAGAAAAACAGUCCAGGUGCUGUCAUCACAGUUUAUUUGACAAAAGAAUAAACAAAGAAAGAGUUCUAAUUCCCCUCAAAA
Molecule: messenger RNA, 7327 nt
Organism: Siniperca chuatsi (mandarin fish)
Lineage: Eukaryota; Metazoa; Chordata; Actinopteri; Centrarchiformes; Sinipercidae
Gene: ptgfrnb
Product: prostaglandin F2 receptor inhibitor b
Exons: 15
Coding region: 373-3033 (886 amino acids)
Source: RefSeq, a predicted model, not a curated record